Molecule: messenger RNA, 1325 nt
Organism: Platichthys flesus (European flounder)
Lineage: Eukaryota; Metazoa; Chordata; Actinopteri; Pleuronectiformes; Pleuronectidae
Gene: b3galt1b
Product: UDP-Gal:betaGlcNAc beta 1,3-galactosyltransferase, polypeptide 1b
Exons: 1
Coding region: 229-1215 (328 amino acids)
Cellular component (GO): membrane
Molecular function (GO): N-acetyl-beta-D-glucosaminide beta-(1,3)-galactosyltransferase activity
Source: RefSeq, a predicted model, not a curated record
UGGAGGACCAGCAGUGUCAUGAAGAGAAACUGGAGUUCCAUACAACAUCGAAGCCCUUUGCGUUAAGACACGAGCAGCAUCACUUCUCUCUAAAGUAAUCCAUUACUCACAAUUAAUGUCAAGCUGCACGCUGAAGCAGCUUAAGGCUGCCUCGCUAGGUGAACCGUGGCUGUUGGAAAGAAAGCCUUAUAAGAUCCAACUCGUCAAAGCACACCUCCAUGCAGCAUAAUGCCUUCAAAGGUGUCAUGUUUAUACCUUCUGACAGUGGUGUGCUGGGCGAGCGCUCUGUGGUACCUGAGUAUAUCUCGUCCGACAUCCACGUACGUCGGCCACAUGUCCCUGUCCAUUCGGAAGGCUGUGAAACCGCCCCAAAACAUCACCUUCACCAACAUCCGCACCCGUCCCCUCAACCCGCACGCCUUUGAGUUUGUCAUCAACGAGGCCAAGAAGUGCGAAGGCGACGCCCCCUUCCUGGUCAUCCUCAUCAGCACCACGCACAAGGAGUUUGACGCUCGGCAGGCCAUCCGGGAGACAUGGGGCGACGAGAGCACCUUCGGCGACAUCCGCAUCCUCACCAUCUUCCUGCUGGGGAGGAACACGGACAACGUCCUGAACCAGAUGGUGGAGCAGGAGAGUCAGAUCUUUCACGACAUUGUGGUGGAGAACUUUAUCGAUUCGUACCACAACCUCACCCUGAAGACCAUGAUGGGUAUGCGCUGGGUGACUACCUUCUGCCCCAAGGCGCAGUACAUCUUGAAGACAGACAGCGACAUCUUCGUCAACAUGGACAAUCUGAUUUACAAGCUCCUGAAGCCCACCACCAAGCCGAGAAGAAGGUAUUUCACCGGCUACGUGAUAAACGGCGGUCCCAUCAGGGACAUGCGCAGUAAGUGGUACAUGCCCAGAGACUUGUACCCCGAUAAUAAAUAUCCUCCUUUCUGCUCGGGCACCGGCUACGUGUUCUCAUCGGAUGUGGCUGAGCAGAUCUACAAGACUUCGCUCCACACGAGACUGUUGCACCUCGAGGACGUGUACGUGGGACUGUGUUUGCGUAAGCUGGGUAUACACCCUUAUCAGAACAGUGGCUUCAAUCACUGGAAAAUGGCCUACAGUCUGUGCAGGUACAGACGGGUCAUCACCGUCCACCAGAUCUCCCCGGAGGAGAUGCACCGCAUAUUCAAUGACAUGUCCAGCAAGAAGCACCUGAGAUGUUAGCGGAAACACGAGGAACACUAAACGAUGACUGUCUCAAUCUUUUUUUCUGCCUUCUGCUCCUUUUCAAAUCUCAUCAGUCGUGCGCUGAUUGAUGUAAACCACGGAGGGCU